CAUUCUCCUUAAGACCAGAGGGGAAGGAGCGAAAUAACGUAGGCACAAAUUCUCCCUCUCUUAUCGCCCGGGAUCAACGAGAUACCUCCAUUCUUCGCCUCCUCCGAUCUUUCUCGCGACUCCAAUUCGACCCCUCCACCCCUCCAAACCCUACCCCGAAGACUUCAGAAGGGAACCAUAAUCUUGAAUCCAAAUCUGCGUUCGAUUCUCUAUAAGAUCUCUCCAUGGAGCCUCUCCCCAAGAGACCCCGUUCCGAGUUCGAUGCCGCGGUGCUGAACCCUUGGUUCCCGGAUCGCGCAGCAAACGCAAGAUUGGGGAGGCUUUCCGGCAAGGAGCGGCGGCUGCGAGCAUGAAUGCCGGCACUUCAACACCCGGAUGCCCCUAUGGCUCUGGUGCCGGUUCCGCCAUGUUAUCGUCAAUGGCAAAUAUGUUGGGCAGCAAUCCUUCUCUUCUGCAGGGAAGCCAAAGCCUUGCAUGAAAUUUUUCAGAGUCAAAACUAGCAACUUGAAUGUUCUUGGAGCCAUUUGUCCGAUGUAGAGCAUUGCUACCGAGAAAGGAAUUUCACUGUACAUCUGGGUGCCCUUUUGGUGAAUCUUGCCACUUCCUACAUUAUGUACCUGGGGGCCUCAGCUCUUUGGGUCUAGCCCCUGUGAUCUCACUCUCUGCUGCAUUGGCUUCUGCCCUGCAGAAGAAAGCAACAUGUCCAGUAGGAGAUCCAAGUGUCAUGGUUAAUGGCUACAAAACAAAGCUCUGCAACAGGUUCAACACUGCCGAGGGCUGUAAGUUUGGUGAUAGGUGUCACUUUGCUCAUGGAGAGGGUGAAUUGCGUUCACCAAAUAAUGUCUCUCGAGGUAGCAAGCGACCUCUUCCAAAUGGGCCAACGGGUACAGCACCUGGAUUCGGCAAUGGAGGCUCCUAUAAUUUUGCUAAUCCAACUGGUUAUUCAGGUCCACCUGGAAUAAUUUCAAAUCUCACUGCCCAAGGCUAUGUGGAAGCAAAUCAACCUGGUGUUGCUGGUAAUAACCCUGGUUCUGUUGCCUAUCCGCAUGGCAAUGUACCAGUUUUUUAGUAAAAGAGAUGCUAAUGUUGUAUCCCUGGUUGCUUUUACCUUUAAAUGUCGCUUUUGAAGAAGAGCAUUUUCAGCAGAUCAAUAUAAGGCAUGGCCUGCCUUGUAAAGCUUCCAUUUUAAUGUCAUUGGUGGUUCUUCAGAGUUAUAUGAGACCUCUAUCUUUUCCUUUUCUGAGACGAGUUCUUGAACAAUAGUUUCGAAGGAAGAGUUGCUAAAUGAUCCUUUGAUAGGGCCAUUAUCAACAAAUAGCUUUGCUGGCCUAAAUUUGGAGAUUUUUGUAAUGUUAUUAUCUGUUCAAGUACAAUUUAUUUUGCAUUAAUUUAGUUAAUCUAAUUGA
This is a messenger RNA of Phoenix dactylifera (date palm), 1406 nucleotides long. The record is from RefSeq and is a predicted model, not a curated record. Lineage: Eukaryota; Viridiplantae; Streptophyta; Magnoliopsida; Arecales; Arecaceae.